UUUUAAUAAAAUUUUUUUUUAAUUCUGAGUUUGAGGACCAAUUUUUUUGAAAACUCUUUUUAAAAAUUUAGUGGAUUUAAAUUUAAGAGACAAGUAUGAGCUUCUGGCUUUUUAAAAAUAUAUUUUAAAAUAUUGUAGGUGUUGCCGUUGUUUUCAAAAUAUUUUUGUUGUGGUUGAAGUCAGAUUGUGAGAAAAAUGCAUUUAUCGCUUAAACGAUGGAAGAUUGUCCCUUACUCCUUAAUAUUUUGUUCCUUAAAUUACCUAGAGAAUAUUUUGCUUUUAUUUGUCUUAAGAAAUUUAAGCAAAAAAAUAUGGUUUAGUUCAGAAAAAAUUUAAUUUUAAUUUAAAAGAACAAUAUGUCAACAUCGGCAUUUUUUAAUCUAUAGACUUUAAAGUAUUUUUAAUUACCUACGUUAAAAAAAUCGUUAAAAUCAGAGCUGUUCGGCCGGGUUCUCUAAUAAUUUGCUUUAAAUUCUCUACUAUAGAGUUCAGUUCAAGUUGCCUAAAUAUUUAAGACUUUUUAUAUAGAAAUUUGGAAAAUGUAGGUACCUACUAUAUCAAAUUGCCUUCCAAAACACGUAUGCAAUUUUGAUUAAUAUAUUAAGAUGCAUUUUUAGAAAAAAAAUUUUCAAAAUCGUUAGUUUUUUGGAAAAAAAAGUUUUAAAAUAAAAUUGGUAUGCCAUUUUGAAGAAAUCACUAAUCCACAUCUAAAAACAAAAUUUCAAAAAAAAAUCAAUGUCCCGUUUUCGAAAAUUUGAUUUAAAAAAAAAAUUCAAAAUUUUUUUAAAAAUCCAAAAAUUAUUUUUUUGAAAAUUUUAGUUUUGAUUUAUAUUUAAAUUAUAUAAAUGCUUAAAAUAUUCAUUAAAAUUCCAGUAACGUAAAUACAUUUCUUGUUUCUUAAAGAUAAACAUUAUAGGCAUGACAUAGUUGCCGUCUGCCAGAUUGGCACCUAACAUUUUAACUAAUUGUUGUUUUGUUAACAUUUUGUAUCUUAGUUUUACAUUUUUAUUCAUAUUUUUUAUUUUUGAUUUUAAAUAAUAUUUUGUUUUUAUUUAUUCUAAAAUAAUUCACAAACUAUUCUAUUUCUAUUUGUAGAUCAAUGCUUCUUUACAGAAUUCAAAAAGUAUUUUCGAGUUUUCACCGUUUAGAAUGUUUAAGAUCUCGAAGUCACUUAACUCGUUCUUGCUAUAGAAAACUCUUCGAAGCUCUUUUAAAAUCGGGCAUCGUCCUAAAAAGUGUGUUACAUCUUCGCGUUCAUUUAAGUUGCACAUUGAGCAAAAUCCCUUCUGUGAGGCAUAAAAUUUAGGCGUAGCAUUUCCACUCUUGCUUUGAAAAUAGUAGAUAUCAUUGGUAUACUGUAUGAAGCAUUAAAGUAAUUUUUUAGUUCCAGGUUGUGUGUUAGAUUUCGUUACACUGAUCGUUCACUCGAAGACCUUGCUUCUUCUAAAAAUAACAUUCGUUGUUUUUCAUCGAGUUUUUGAAGCCGUAUAACUGUUUUCUUAAAUCACCCAACCUAUUUUCAUUCACUUCUAAUGAUAUCCCACAUUCGUUAGUAAUUCUUUCCCAUUCCAUAAACCAAAGCAUCUUGUUUCUUAGCGCAUAUAAUUUGGGGGUUUUUGAGAUAUAAGAACAAUUAAAAAUAUUUUUCCAGUUAAUACAAAUAGCUGCUUUUGCCUUUUCGAGUUUCGUAUUUAAGUGAUGCUCCAUAUUAAGAUUAUAAGACAGAUUUAUUGAAAUUGUUUGACAACUUCCAGUCUUACACUUCCAAAAGUCCAUUUCUCAUCCUGACUUAAUGUGCCUGAACCAUUUUUAGAGACUAAAACUUUUGAUUUAUCUGUAUUAACUUGUAAGUUCCAUUUUUGGCAAUAGGUUCUUAGUUUAUUGAUCAUAAACUGCAACAUCUUAGGGUCUUCAGCUAAUAGGACGAUGUUAUCAGCGUAGAGGAUGACUUUAGUUUUCAUUCCCACCAAGGAUACUCCUCCCGGUAGUGCUUCUGUGAUGUCAUCGAUAAACAAUGAAAACAACAAGGGACUCAUACAACAUCCUUGGCGAACUUCUAUUUCCACGUCAAAUUUUUGUGAAACAUGAUCACCAUCGCAUACCAUUGCCGUUGUAGAUUCAUAAAGUUUUUCUAUAGCUUUUAUAUAAGAUACUCCAAUGCAACUUAGUUUGUAAAACAGACAUUUUCGAUCAACAGAGUCAAAUGCGGCUCAACCAAAAAAUCGUACAUUUUUGUUUUCUAUUCAAUUUCAUUUCUGCUAAGUUAGCCAGUAUAAAAACAUUGUCUACAGUGCUAUAGCCUUUUCUGAAGCCGGCUUGAAAUUCACUUAGUUUGUUGUUAGUUUCUACCCAACUCGUAAGGUUUAACCUUUAUAGGGUCUUCGGGUCAUUUUUGACCCAUUUUUGCAAAAAAAUCAGGUUUUCUCGAAAACUAAAUUUUUUAGACAUAUAAUAUUUCAUGACUUUUCCUAAAGUUGUGAGCUUAAUAUAAUCAGGAAAUAAUUUUGUUAAAAUAUUUUUUAUUUUGCUACGUACAGAUAUUUUUACGUUCGCGGACCUCGGGUCAUAAUUGACCAUACCGUAAACCGAACGUCAGCUGUAUUGUUAUUUAUUUUCAGAUUACUCAGUUUUUGUUGUGUGGCUGCAUUAUUUUACUUACGGUGCUUUUAUAAAAAAAUAUUGACAGCUUGUGGCUAGCACAUGCUUUUAUUUGCAAGUUUGAAGUAGUUGGACUGUUUGAAAAUGAGUGAUAGUGAAAGUGAUUUUUCUUUGAGAUUUUCGGAUGAUGAAGAAUCGUGUUCUGAGUUCGAAGAUCAUGUUGAGGAAGCUAAUUCAUCUGAUAACAGUUUUAGUGAGGGUGAGGAUGCAUCUGUUCCUGCCGAAACAAUGAUGUCAAAAAAUGGCCUAAUAACUUUUUCGAAAAAACCCCUUGAGAAUAGUGCUGGAAGAGUCGCGAGGGAAAACGUUAUAAACUUGAUGCCAGGGUUGACACGUUAUUCGUCCUCAAGAAUCACUGCAGAAGAAAUCUCCAGCUUUGAAUUAUUUUUCCCCCCUCCUUUAGUACGUACUAUAUUAUCGUACACAAACAUUGAGGGUAAACGCGUAUUUGAUGAAGAAUGGGCUGAUAUUGAUAACACUGAGCUAUUUGCUUUCAUUGGAAUUCUUUUAUUGGCUGGUGUUUUUCGAUCCAAUAAUGAAAGCUCUGAAAGUUUAUGGGACUCACAAAAAGGAAGGCCAAUAUUUGCAGCAACUAUGUCACUGAAGACUUUCAAGAAAAUAUCUAGAGUUAUCAGGUUUGACAACAGAGAUACUCGAAGUGAACGGCGUUUGUUAGACAAAUUUGCUCCUAUACGUGAAUUGUGGAAUCAGUGGGUUGAGAUUUUACCGAAGCUUUACAACCCAUCCGAAAAUGUAACAAUAGAUGAACAGCUGGUGGCAUUCAGAGGAAGAUGUCCUUUCCGACAGUACAUACCAUCAAAGCCCGCGAAGUAUGGAAUCAAGUUUUGGGUACUUUGUGAUUCUGCAACAAGCUAUGCUUGGAAUAUUCAACCUUAUACUGGCAAGGAAAUCGGAAAUACACCUGAAAGAAAUCAAGGUAUGCGUGUAGUCCUUGAUUUGGUUGUAGGGCUAAAGGGGCAUAAUCUUACGACUGAUAACUUUUUCACAUCUUAUCAACUGGGACAAAAACUACUAGAGAAACAGAUCACACUAGUUGGAACUAUACGCAAAAACAAGCCCGAAUUACCACCAGCAACAGUCAAUAUAAAAGGAAGACCAGUUUUGUCAUCAAGUUUUGCUUUUACCAGGAAUACUACUAUUGUGUCUUAUAUCCCGAAGAAAAAUAAAUCUGUGAAUCUUCUAAGUACAUUUCAUCAUGACUCGAAAGUGAGUGAUCGUGCAGAUAAAAAGCCAGCAAUAAUUCUAGACUACAAUAAAUGUAAAGGCGGUGUAGACACAUUGGACAAAGCAGUUAGUUGCUACACUUGCAAAAGAAAGACUAAGCGAUGGCCUCAAGUGGUGUUCAGCAAUAUGGUCGAUAUAUCAGCUUAUAACGCUUUUGUCCUAUUCAAAUCUGCUAACCAUGCCUGGAAAGAGAACUGUCUUGCUAAGCGCCGCUAUUUUUUGGAAAAUCUAGGAAUGCAGCUUGUAACUCCCUACAUACAAAAACGGCAAACACUACCUCGGGCACCUUUUUCACUUGAAAUGGCCAAGAAAAUACGAGGUGCAUCUGAAAACAAUGCACAAUCUUCUUCAUCAACUCAGCCGGAAAGCAGUACAGGAAGGAAAACAACCAAAAGGAGCCGAUGUCAAUUAUGUCAAAAAACAGAUAAUAAAACAGGUUUAGUUUGCGACAUUUGUAAUAAAUUUAUAUGUAAGCAUUCUAAAACCAUCACUUUGUGUUCAAACUGUAAUAACUGAUAAUAAUUUUUUCUUCCAUCAUACAAUAUGUAUAUAUGUAUAUAGAUUUAUUAUAGUAUAAAUAGGAUAAAAAUGUACAAGAAACUUGUUUGUAGAUGCAAUAAAAUCCCGUAUAUAUAUUAAAAAAAGUUUGAUUUUCAUUAAAAACAUCUAAAAUAUUAAAUUAUAAACCAAAGCAGUAAUUACUAAUUAAAUAUUUAUCAUUCACUCUGAAAUAGCAGUAAUGGGUCAAAUUUGACCCGAAGCCCUCUUACGUUAGUAAGUUUGAGGACCUUAUGAAGGUUAAGCAGUAUCGAUGUAUAAAUUUGUAAGACUGAGUUCAGAAGCGAAAUGCCUCUGUAAUUACUUGGAAUAGCAGGGUUUCCUUUUUUAUAAAUGGGUGUUAGAAGAGCAUCAUAAAAGUAAUCUGGAACAAUUCCAAACUGAUAAAUUAUGUUCAAAGACGUUGCCAAAUGCUUUUUAAACUCAUCUGGACUGUUUUUGUAAAACUCUUAACUCAUUUAUAUCUACUUUCAAUGUGUUGGUUGUAGUUACAUCGUUAAUUUUCUCUGUAAGCUUCAAAAACUCAGUAGUAUCUUUUACAUUGCUCAGCCGAAGGGCCAUUCUCUCAAAAUGAAUAGUUUUUUUCUCCUUGCAUAUUUUUUUAAACUCUUUAGUUGAUUUUAAAUAUUGUUCUUUAAAAAAGCUGUUAGUGUUGCUGCUUCUGUAUAGCUUAAGCCAAGCUAAGGACUAACUUCUUGAUUUUGCACAUUCAUAAUCGUACCAUUCAUUUUUGAAAAUAAUUUUUGAUGACAUGCAGUCGACUGGUUAGAUUGCAUAAUUGAUGCCGCAUUAAUUAAAAUACUUUCCAGUUCGAAGAAUGGGAUGAAAUGUGUAGCAGGUUUUUAUUGAUGCACAUGAUAACACCCUCUCUAAAAUCAUUUUCUAAAUUCUCCCUCCAUCUGAAUUUCUUAAUUUGUAUACUUUCAGCUUACUUACUUUGGUAAUGACUGUAUUUAAAUCAGAUUUUCACCUCAAUUGGAAAAUGAUCUGAGUAAAUUUCGUUUAAGACAGAGAAAUCCUCAACAGCUGUGGUCCGUUCUUUUAUUGAACAAUGUUAACUAUUGUUGUUAUGUCAAAAAAAUCGUUGUAUUUGUUUUUGUUACAUUUUGUUACAAAAUGUUAACUUUGAUUUAGGAACGACUAAAUGUUACAUUUUGUUGAUCUGUCAAAAGAAAAAUUUUUGAGAUUAAUUUUAUGAAUGAAUAAACAAGAAAAAAUUAAUUUGGUACUGAAAUAAUUCUUUUUAAUUGAAUUCUAAGCAAAUUGAAACAAAAAUAUGCAUUCAAUAAUUUCAAAUAUGGAAACAAACAAGAAAUUCUCUUCUCACAUCAUCCCCUCUCUUCCCCAUUUAGUUGUGUUUGACAGAUUAACAUUGAAACUCAAGUCCAGAAGCUGAGUUGGAAAAAGUAACAAAAUGUAACUAUUUGACACUUCAACACCGGAUUUAGGAACGAUGUUGUGACGUCACGAUGUUACACUUUGUAACUUUUUUCUCAUUUAGGAACGAUGCAAGUUAAGGAUAUCCGCUGACAAGACAGUAAUCUAUAACAGAAUUACCUUGUCCUCCAGCAAACGUGAAGCUUCCCAAACAGUCGCUCGAUGUUUUACCAUUCAAAACUGAUAAACCAAAAGCAUUACACAUUUCCAGCAAUUUCUUCCCCUCCAGAUUGCAAACGGAAACUUGUGUUUUUUUGGUUUCAUAUCCGUACUUCAUGGCAGUGUCUUUAAUUCCGAUUCGGGCGUUCAGAUUUCCCAGCACCAUUAAAUUCAUGAAGUUACUGUUCAGUAGAACAUCGUACAGGGUUGAUUAGUCUCUAAUCCAAUGGUUGCAGUUAAUAUAUUGGGGUAUAAUAAGAAAUGAUUUUUGUUCAACAGUGAUGACAACAAUUGGUGUGUUUUCAUUCCAAAUAAUUUUACAGGAGUCUUUUGGCAUAGUUUUUUUGAAUGCUAUCAAGAACCCACCAAUUGCUCUGCCUCUUGCUUGAGUUCUACACGCAGUAAUCCAUUCACAUUUGUGAUUUGGAAAAUACUUUUCAAAUUCUGAAAAUCUAUUGCUAAUAAUAAAGGUUUCAAAAAGACAAAUAGUUUCAUAACAAUUUAAAAAUUUUAAAAAGUUCGAAUAUAAUAACUUAUUAUUUAAUCCAGAAAUAUUAUAGAAUACAAUUCUUAUAUUUAAAAUUAACGUAUUUUUUAUUUCAUGGCAGACCGGAAAUUGCUAAUGUUCCAUCGAAGUGUUGGUGCAUUCGCUAUUUCCUCGAUCGGUAAUGCAGUUGAAUUUAUAAUAGAGCUGCAACUGGCGCUAACUUCGUUUCUAUUUUGGUUUAUAAUUUUCAUGACAGGCAGUGAGGUGUCAGAAGUUUUUCGUAAAAUAUUAUCAAAAAAGUUACUAUUUACUAGGGGUAAUAACACCUUGUAAACCAUGAAAUCGAGCGUCAUUUUCAUCAGCGUAUAAAACAAAGAAGAAAUAUUAUUUUCUUUUGGUGUUUGUUUAGUUUAAUUAAGUAUAUUAAUAAGUAACAGAAUAGGCUAGUGUUAAAUUUUUUAAUGGUGUAAAAUUUUUUAAAUGGCGGUGUAGUUCAGGAUGAUAGUAAAAUCCUGUGCUCCCAUCGGGCGACCAACUAACUCCUACAGUUUUUAACCGAUUGAACUGAAAUUUUGUGUGGAGCUUAGAAAUACUAUUCUCUAGUGAACUACGUAGGAUUUUUUUGAAAUAUUAAUUUUUAAAGAAAUGGCAUUAGUUUGAAAAAAUUAUUUCCUUCCAAAAACAAAAUUCAUUGAAAAAAAGAACAUAAAACCGCUAAAUUUUAAUAUUUCAAAAAAAUCCUACGUACUUCACUAGAGAAUAGUAUUUUUAAGCUCCACACAAAAUUUCAGCCCAAUCGGUUAAAAACUGUAGGAGUUAGUUGGUCGCCCGAUGGGAGCACAGGAUUUUACUAUCAUCCUGAACUACACCGCCUUUUAAAAAAUUUCACAUCAUUAAAAAAUUUAACAUUAGCCUAUUCUGUUACCUAUUAAUAUACUUAAUUAAACUAAACAAACACCAAAAGAAAAUAAUAUUUCUUCUUUGUUUUAUACGCUGAUGAAAAUGACGCUCGAUUUCAUUGUUUAAAAGGUGUUAUUACCCCUUAAUUGAAAUAAUUCCUGAAGUUUCUUAAAUCCGCAACUGUUUUUAAAACGCAGUUCUUCUGUUUUUGACCAUGUAAACUCAAAGUCGUUGACUAUAAGUUUUUCAUCUCGUAAUGAUGUACGGCAAUCGAUACGAGCUUUCUUCAAAAGGCUUCUCACUUGCAGAAGUUUUGCGCGUGUUUGCCGGGCUGUGUAUGGAUAAUCUUUUUGUAUCGAAACACCAGAGUUUUUCAAUCUACCAAAACUGACUAAAUAGUUCCAAAAUUGUUCGUUCGAAGAUCUAAGCUCCCUCACGUCAUUCGACUGGACAAUGCUGGGAUAGCUCGAAAUGUUAGCGCAAAUUUCAGCCACUUCCAUUCUUUGGUCAGUCGGUUUCUUGGACGCGAGUUUUACCAAAAAACUUUUUUCAUUAAGCCGAUAUUGGACGGCAGUUAGUUGAGAUUGGAUUGUAUUGUAUUGCUCUUCGGCCAGGACACAUCUUUUCUCUAAAUCUUCUACUCUUAUUUUAAGAACUUGAUUUUCUUUUAUAACUAGUGACAGGUAAACGUAUUGGAUUGUAUUGUAUUGCUCUUCGGCCAGAACACAUCUUUUCUCUAAAUCUUCUACUCUUGUUUUAAGAACUUGAUUUUCUUUUAUAACUAGUGACAGGUAAACGUAGAACUACAGAAAAAACUGGUGAAAUAUGUACGUAAAAGAAGUACUUCUCUUCCACUGAAAAAAGAUAGGAGCUCGGGAAAAAACUCAGUUAUAUACUUUCUGUAUAUAAGAAUACGUGAAGCAUCUAUCUCUUUCUUGCAUGCAAGAUGAAAUGAAUUUCCCCUCCAUAUAAAGUACAG
Messenger RNA from Episyrphus balteatus (marmalade hoverfly), 8423 nucleotides. RefSeq names its product piggyBac transposable element-derived protein 4-like. NCBI's taxonomy places the organism in Eukaryota, Metazoa, Arthropoda, Insecta, Diptera, Syrphidae. The transcript has a single exon. The record is from RefSeq and is a predicted model, not a curated record. Bases 2743 to 4419 code for a protein of 558 amino acids.